GCCCAAUUCGGCAAUGCCACUGCUCAGCGAGUCGCCGGCCAAUUGGGCGUUUCCCCAUCUGUCGCAACCCUCUGGCGGCGGCGCGGCGGCGUAGGCAUCCGGCGCGGCGUCGUGCCUCCGUUUCCACAUCUUAGCCACACGCCGCAGCAGGCGAGCAGCGUGGCUUCAUGUGGCCUGUUUAUUGAAGAUUAUUGAAGAAAGAAUACUAGCUUAAUCCGGAUUCUGAAGAAAUGAGUACCUGUAAAAAGGCCAGGGCGGAAUCUACAUCUGUUGUGAGUUCAGACAGACUGAGCAGUCUACCUCCAGAGAUAAAGGGCGACAUCCUAACCCGUCUGAAUGUCGAAGAAGCGGUUAGGACUAGCACCUUAUCAACUACUUGGAGGGAUGCAUGGACUAAUAUGCCAAAAAUAUUUCUGCGCGAUGGAAAUUUUGCAAGAACCAAGUUCGUCACAUUAGUCGAUAUGGUGCUAUCACUCCACAAGGGAACUGUAGAGAAGUUCGAUAUUUCAGGUAGCAAAACUUACCAUAACGAGUUCGACAGGUGGAUGCUCAUGCUUUCAAGGAGAUCACCAAGAUCAAUUAUAAUGGAGUUGAAAUCAGGGCCUGGUUAUAGGAUUCCCUCAUGUCUAUUUUCCAUCGGCGAUUUAGAGAUUCUGCACCUGCAAAACUGCAUCAUCAGCUUGCCCCAGGUAUUCCAAGGUUUCAAGAGAUUAACUCGCCUCAACCUGAAAAAUUUCUCGUCUACAGACAUGGACAUCCAAAAUCUGGUCUCCUUCUGCCCCAUACAGAGUUUUUUGGAACUAGCUUCUUUUGAGGGCAUCAACCAUCUAACCGUUCAAGCUCCUAAACUGAAACUUCUUUAUGUUGUUGGGGACGUUGAGGACAUUAAUUUGGAUGCCCCUAAUUUGGAGAUGGCUGCUCUCUUUCUUGAUCACAAAGCUAUAGCACAUCAUUCUGAUCCAAUUGCGCUUCACAAGGAAAGCUAUGUCAAGCAGUUAGUGGGAAGCCUAAGUGACAUCAAAACCCUUGCUAUUAGCGACUCUUUACUGAGGUAUCUAUCAAAAGGUUGCAUACUUACAAAGCUCCCUGCCGUGUUUGCUCACCUGGAGGAUAUUUAUCUUGCAUAUGCUUUGGGGACCAGCGGCAAUUCUUGGCCGCUUGUUCAUUGUUUCAGAAUGCCCCUAACUUAAAGAAGCUUGACUUGUGGGUACGUAUGCCUCCAGUAAAUCCUCUCCCUUCCUCAGUCAUUCAACCCAUGUUCAUUCUUAUAUUUAUGGCACCUAAUUAAUGAGUUGUGAAAAAAAAAAUGGAGAGUCAAUCUAAGAGCACAUGGGAUCAGGAUCAGGAUCAGGCGAGCAUUCCAGAGCUUACCAUGCAAGUGCAAUUGGAUCAUCUCAUAACACCAGUGUGAAAGGUUUCAGGGGUGUGGACUGCGAAGUUGGUUUCGUGGAAAAGCUACUGAACUGGGCACCAGCUCUGGAAGAAGUGAAGAUAGAAUGGAUGGGCAAAACAGAGUGCAGCAUGGUUCUUGCUAAGCUAUUAGCUCUGCCGAGGGUGUCUCCCAGGGCGAAGGUCAUUGUUACAUUUUGAUAAGCUUGCAUCCCUGCAGUCUACAGAGCACCCCCCAUCACUUUGCCGCCGAGUAGGACUGUUUGAUCUUUCUUUAUGCCAAGACUAGAUGAUGGUUAUAUAUGUGUGCAUUUGAGGCAAAUCAUCAAGCAGAGGGAGUACUUAAUGUGCUAUUAGCAAGUGUUUUCCUUUGUUGAGCCGGGGACACACAAGCCGCUGUGGCCCUUCCUCAACUGCGUCAGUUCAGCUCGUCCUGCUUUGUCCCUUUGAUAUGCGUGUCGUAAAUUCCUGCUUCUAGCAAAUAUAUCUUUCCAUAAGAAUUAAUCAAAUAUGUGAUGACACCGUCAUCUUGUAUCCUUCUGCAUGUGUAGACAUAUGAAGCCUGAAUCAGUCUACCUUUUGGAAAUCAAAGGAUUUAUCAGAUUGCUUUCA
Triticum aestivum (bread wheat) is the source of this 2001-nucleotide messenger RNA. RefSeq names its product F-box/FBD/LRR-repeat protein At1g13570. NCBI's taxonomy places the organism in Eukaryota, Viridiplantae, Streptophyta, Magnoliopsida, Poales, Poaceae. Gene Ontology annotation, molecular function: protein binding. The transcript is spliced from 3 exons. The record is from RefSeq and is a predicted model, not a curated record. The coding region runs from base 231 to 1190 and encodes 319 amino acids.